UUCAUCGCCAGCCACGUCACGCAAUGUCAAUAACUUUGCAACCUCUGAGCCAGCCGUACACGUUUGAUUCUCCCGCGCCUAGUCCUACCCUCAUAGUCACACCUGCGCCAGAACCGUCAAGUCGACCAACGAAUGUCCCGAUGUUAACUACAAUAUAUCGGUAUCCAACAAACUGCAAAUCACAGUGGUAUCUCGGCUCCGUACCUUACGAAUACAAUACUUUUGUGUUCAGCUGGGGUGAUUCGAGGUUUGGCCCCUAUGCAGUUGAUCCGUCAUAUACUUUGUGUCUGCCAUUUUCAGCUCGCCCAAUCUAUAGUCCGGGGAUAUGCCCUGAAGACCACACAGUCGCUGAUAUCACGCAACAUUACAUGGCGAAUUCGAUAAACAAGACAACAACUUGGUGGAAAGGAAUUUGCUGUAGAAGUGAAAUGAUGUUCCACCCAUUACUCACCUCUUGGUACGAUACUCGCAAGACGGUAGCAGAUCCCUUGUGCGUUAGUCAAUUAGCUACGCCAAUCAAUGCAUAUUCCCCAAUCACAUUUUAUGGAGACAGCACAACCGUAUUCAUCGAUUACACAUCUCUUGUCUUCGGCAACAUGACCUCGGGCGCUAGUGUCGUUGAAACAAACUCCACCACGGGCUUGAAGACAUUAAUUCAAAGCGGAUGGGCGAUUGCCGGGGGCUUGCAAGUGGCAUGGGAAAUGAGCGACUUCUCUCUCUUCCCAACAGACUAUGCUUCGUCUCUCGCUGAACAGAUGAACAUAUCUCUCAACCUAUCCAUUACUUCCAAAGACCCAGGGCCCAUCACCGCGACGAGCCCACAACCGCCACCGUCCAAAAUUGAUAAAGGAUCAAUAGGUAAAGGAUCAAUAAUAGGAAUCAUUGUCGGUGCCAUUGCGGGCGCCAUUCUUCUUGGGACAUCAAUCCUCUUUGUCCUUCGCAGACGUCACAACAAACUCAAAACAAGAAAAGAUGCAAAUCGGGAGGGAGGAGAUCAAGAUCAAGGCGUGGGAAUCCGACCAUGGUAUCUGGGGGGACUCUGGAAAAGUGAGGCAGAUGCAUCGGCGGAACGAAAGGAACUCGAAGCGCAGCAUGGGAGUGGGGAGAUGGAUACUGCGUAUGAGAUUAAAGAGAUUGAUUCGAGGACGGUUUAUGUAGUUCCGGGACCGCCUGCUGAGCUACCCGCCUCAGACAAAGCGACGUUUAUAUGAACACGCGCUCCUCUGGCUAUGCAUUUUCAGUUUCUAAUACUUCUUCAUUUCAGUCAUCAAUCCAACUUCAAGAAAGCGUCUCGGAACCCCCACGGGCUACCCUCCAUUGUGCACUAGAUAGGGCGACAACAUGU
Molecule: messenger RNA, 1345 nt
Organism: Periconia digitata
Lineage: Eukaryota; Fungi; Ascomycota; Dothideomycetes; Pleosporales; Periconiaceae
Source: the annotation of a GenBank genome assembly